AUGGCCGUGAGAUAUCUGAUUGGCUAUGGUUUGGGAGUAUGGAUUACACAGCUUACAACUAAUUUUGUCCCUAGAGGAUUGGGGAUAGCUAAUCUGACUUUGUUUGACAUUGGGUUAACACCUCCACUCACAGCUUCUGCACUUGUCCAAGUUGCAGAUAUAGAGUGGAUUAAAAUUAUAUCAGGAGAUAAGAUUAGCCUAAUGGAAGGAAGUUUACAGACAGUUGACCUAUUGGUUGGUACUAAUGAUGGAAGGAGUUUUCAUGGCUCUCAGAUUGCUUACAUGAAAAUUAGGGUACACAUUGAGGAUCAUAUAAUUGACCUCAUGGAUGAUGGUGAUUUCUCAAGUCUUGUUGAUGGGUAUGUUUCGGCAGCAAGUUUUAAAAUCCAGGGAAGACUUCUUGGAAUAACAUCCCUUUAUGUCAGUUCCGUUCAGCAUUCUGGACAUGAGACAGAGCAAGCUGUUAAAGUGGAAGUCUAUGCAACACCAAGAAUCCACCCUCAUAAUAUAUUCCUCUUACCUGGUGCUUCUUAUGUGGUUACCAUGAAAGGAGGCCCAACCCUUGGUGUACAUGUUGAAUUUGCAAUUGAGGAUGAUAAAAUUGCAAGUAUCAAUCGAUAUUCUGGACGGCUCUCAGCAAUUUCAACAGGGAACACUACAGUUCUUGCCAGAGUCUUUAUCAAUGAUAAUACUGUGAUUUGUGAAGCACAUAGCAAUCUAAGAGUGGGAGUUCCAUCUACUGUUAUGUUGCGUUCACAAAGUGAACAACUUGGAGUUGGCCGUGAAUUGCCAAUUUAUCCAUCCUUUCUUGAGGGAGAUCUGCUUUCUUUCUAUGAGCUCUGUAAAAAUUACCAUUGGACUGUAGAAGAUGACAAGGUACUGAGUUUCACGGGAACAGAGAGUUUUCAAGGGGAGGAGUAUAGCACCCAGUUGGCUGCUUCAGAAGACAGUCGAGCUGGUAUUUCUUCAGAUGACAUUGAGCUUGGCUUUAUUAAAGUCUUGUAUGGAAGAUCUGCAGGGAAGUCCACUGUUGCUGUGUCAUUCUCAUGUGAAUUUCCAACUUCUGGAUCAAAGAUGCAGUCAAGGUUUUACAGUUCAUCUUUAUCAAUCAAUGUGGUGCCUGAUCUUCCCUUGGCUAUGGGAUUUCCGAUAACCUGGAUCCUUCCUCCCCACUAUACAUCCACAAAUCUUUUGCCUUCAUCUUCCGAAAGUUAUACACAACUAGAUAGUCAGAGUCACCAAGGAAUUAUCAACUAUUCUUUACUGAGAAAUUUUGGGGAGAGAAGUGAAGCGCUACAGAAAGAUUCCAUUUUCAUUGAGGGAGAUAGAAUAAAGACAACUGCAAGUAAUAAUCUAGCAUGCAUUCAAGCGAAAGACCGCACCACAGGAAGAACAGAGAUUGCUUCAUGUGUUAAGGUUGCUGAGGUGGCUCAAAUCAGAAUAACCAGUGAGGAGGUUUCACAUCGUGUUAUUGACCUUGCUGUUGGUGCUGAAGUUGAAAUUCCAACAAGCUGUUAUGAUGCUCUAGGAAAUCCUUUCUACGAAGCAUAUGAUGCAGUUUCCUUUCAUGCUGAUACUAACUACCCUGAUGUUGUCCGCAUAAACUUUUCAAAUCAUGUAAAAGGAAAUGUCCAUCUCAAGGCAAUUCGGCAUGGCAAAGCUCUCAUGCGUAUUUCACUAAGUGAAGCUCCACAAAAAUCAGAUUUCAUGCUUAUUAGAACUGGUGCCCAUAUCAAUCCUCAAAACCCAGUCCUUCACAUUGGAAGUCCUCUCAACUUUAGCGUAAAAGGUUUAGAGGAUAAUGUUUCUGGACAGUGGUUUACCUCAAAUAGAAGUGUAAUGUCCGUGGACAAGCAAUCUGGAAUCGCUGAAGCACUUGGGGAAGGUUCAGCACAAGUGUCUUUCCUAAGUGCAACUUUGAAACUGCAAACCACAGUUAGAGUUUUGAAAGGAGAUAUUGUUUCUGUGGAUGCUCCAAAAGAAAUGUUAACUAAUGUACCUUACCCUACAAAAGGAUACAAUUUCUCUGUGAAGCUCAGCAGGGACACCUACAGUAAAAACUUUGGAGCAUCAAGAGCAAAUCAUGGAGUUUCAUUUGAUUGUAGAGUAGAUCCACCAUUUGUUGGGUACACGAAACCAUGGUUGGAUUUGGAUACUGGUAACUCCUAUUGCUUAUUUUUCCCUUACACCCCAGAGCAUUUGGUGCGCUUAGUAACCAGGUCAGAAGGCAUGAGGCCAGACAUAUCUCUCUCCAUCUAUGCUUCUCUUAAAGGAGCCAAUCAUGCUUCAGGAUCUGCAUCAGCACUUUUUGUUGGAGGAUUUUCUAUAAUGGAGAUGAGCAAGAGUUCGAUGCAGCUGAAUCUGACACCGGACUGUAACAAAACUAGCAUGACCAUCUUGGGAAAUACUGAUGUUGAAAUUCACUGGCGUCACACGGAUUUAAUUAUGAUCAAUCUCAUCCGUAAAGAAGAUUUUGGUAUUGGAGGGUCUGCACAGUAUGAGAUCGAACUGCUGAAUGCCAAAAAAUUUGAAGACAAAAUCUCCAUUACACUCCCAGCUACUGGCCAGAGAGUUGAGAUAGACGUGAAUUAUGAACCUGUAGAAAAAGCGCCAUCCAUGACACUCAUUGAUGUAGCCAGCUGGGUAAUCAUGCUUGGGAUUGGUCUACUGCUAGUGUACUGGGUAUUAAAGGACACGCCAAGGAGAUCACAGCAACCCAGGGGCACUGCUACCUCGAGCAGUUUAGCUCCAAGUACUCCUGAUCGAAGCAGCCUUACUGUUGUAAAUGACAAGUCCCCACGGACACCUCAACCUUUUGUGGACUAUGUCAGGAGAACUAUUGAUGAAACUCCAUACUACAGGCGGGAAGGAAGAAGGAUUAAUCCACAGAAUACUUAUUAGACUCUGCCCACCCACUGUUAUUCAUACUACAUUUUUUUUUGUUUACCAUGUAUUCAUCCACAUUAGAUGUAGUGUAAAUUUUUUUUUUUUACCAUGUAUUCAGUAUUCAUCCACAUUAGAUGUAGUGUAAUUUCUUUCCUAGGCCAAUGUAGUUGUCGUGUAAAUUUUACUAUGUAAUACUGUGGUUCUAUGUAUGGGGAAUAUUCGAGUGCUAUGAAUUGUAAAAUUCAACCAAGUACCCUAGGGGGUGUUACUGGAGUUGUAUUUUGUAGGACCUCAGUUAAAUUCUUGAUCGGAGCUAAAUUAAUCAAGGAAUGAAUUUGUUAGUAUGAGAACUAUUUUAUCACA
Molecule: messenger RNA, 3249 nt
Organism: Prosopis cineraria
Lineage: Eukaryota; Viridiplantae; Streptophyta; Magnoliopsida; Fabales; Fabaceae
Product: nuclear pore complex protein GP210-like
Source: RefSeq, a predicted model, not a curated record